AACAAGGCCGGCCUUGCAGCCUGGGCGUCGAUUAGUCGGCGGGGGCGGCUGGGGCUGAGGGGCGGAGCGGGCCCCGGAUGCACUUCUCCCUCCGGGCCCUGAGGCCUCCUCCUCCGCCUUCGUCGCCGUCUCCUUGAGGACGGGAGGGGAAAGGAAAGGCAAGGCAAGGCAGCCCCCUCCUCCAGGCAGCCAUGUCGCUGGUGGCCGAGGCCUUCGUUACGCAGAUAGCAGUGACUGCCUCGGGAACCAUUGUGAGCUAAAAGAAAAAGGUUGGUCUGUCACAGGCAACUUGAAGGCACAUACACACAGCCUGAGCAAAAAGAAGAAGCCUUGUGGCCAUCUAAUGUUAAGUGACAUAGGCGUUUGUGAACUGCAGCCUCUUUCUUCAGCUGCAGAACCUUGGCCUCAGAAUGCAACCUUGUACCAGCCAUUGAAAGAGGAACAAAUUCUGCUUUCUGAUAAUGCUGCCUGUCUUGCUGUUCAGGCCUUUUUACAAAUGUGCAAUCUGCCAGUCCAAGUGGUUUGUACGGCAAAUGCAGAAUAUAUGUCCCCAUCUGGAAAAGUGCCUUUUAUUCACGUAGGAAGUCAAGUAGUUUCCGAACUUGGCCCCAUUGUUCAAUUUGUAAAAGCCAAGGGCCAUUCACUUAGUGAUGGGCUGGAUGAAGUCCAAAAAGCUGAGAUGAAAGCCUACAUGGAAUUAGUCAAUAAUAUGCUUUUGACAGCAGAGCUCUAUCUCCAGUGGUGUGACGAUGCUACAGUCCAGGAGAUUACUCACCCAAGAUAUGGAUCUCCUUACCCUUGGCCCUUGAACCAUAUUUUGGCCUAUCAGAAGCAAUGGGAAGUCCGUCGUAAAAUGAAAGCUAUUGGAUGGGGCAACAAAUCACUUGAUCAGGUGAUAGAAGAUGUAGAUCAGUGUUGUCAAGCCCUUUCUCAAAGACUUGGGACACAACUGUAUUUCUUCAAUAAGAAGCCAACUGAAUUAGAUGCCUUGGUAUUUGGCCAUCUGUUCACAAUCCUUACUACCGAGCUGAUCAGUGAUGAACUGUCUGAAAAAGUGAAAGGCUACAGCAACCUCAUUGCAUUUUGCAGAAGAAUAGAGCAACACUACUUUGAGGGCCAUAAUAAAGAUAUUUCGGCAAGACUUCCAUCUCCAACACUGAGGCAGACAUUAAGGAGCUGAAUGCUUUAUGGUAGCAGAAAUUAUGAAAUGGAUGUCUUUGAUUUUUGUAUUGUUUAGAAGAUACUAGCUGUGGCUUUGAUAACUGAGCUUGAUGUACACUUUGUUUCAAACUGCCAAACUGUUCUAGCCCAGGGUAAUCUCUGCUCAAAUUCACAUUCUAUUUAAAGUGAAAUUAUUAGAGUUUUCAUAAUUGUAGACUGCAUGCCAUUAUAAUAUUACUGUUAAGUGUCCUUGAUGCAGCAUUAUUUCAGGUUGUAAUAACAAUAAAACUUAUGAUAACUCUA
Messenger RNA from Sceloporus undulatus (fence lizard), 1464 nucleotides. RefSeq names its product metaxin 2 (gene MTX2). The record is from RefSeq and is a predicted model, not a curated record. Lineage: Eukaryota; Metazoa; Chordata; Lepidosauria; Squamata; Phrynosomatidae. Gene Ontology annotation, cellular component: SAM complex. Gene Ontology annotation, biological process: mitochondrion organization. The transcript is spliced from 11 exons. The coding region runs from base 344 to 1180 and encodes 278 amino acids.